AUUCGUGUAAUAGGUAUACAAAUGAUUUCAUCGCACUAAAAUUUUCUCGAUUUUCUCAAGUUUUUAUACAGACGUUACUUUGAAAAUCAGACCGUGAGAUUGUUUUCUCUGAAUUAGACUUAUUUCUAAUGUAAGUUGGCCUUUUAUUAUUAUUUUAGCUCGUUCGCAUUCUGGUACCAGUGUACAAUCUAAAAAGGCGACACUACAGUGUGGAUAUAAUGGCAAACUGGACAGCUCUUGGCUCCGUGAUUCUCCCCAAUGUGGGUGGUUGGGCGAAUGGUCUUUACUUUGCUGGUCAGAUUCGUAAAGACGAUGAGAAAGCGUGGUACGAUGACCUGAAGAAGCCCUGGUGGAACCCACCAAAGUGGGUGUUUGGGCCUGCGUGGACAACUCUGUACAGCGGCAUGGGCUAUGCUUCUUAUCUAGUGUAUGAAGAGUGUGGAGGCUUCACUGAGGAUGCAGUGUUACCCCUGUCCUUAUAUGGUGGUCAACUGUUAUUGAACUGGGCGUGGACACCCAUUUUCUUCGGCAUGAAAGACUUUAAACUGGCGUUCAUCGAGAUAUGCGUGCUCGGCGGCGCGGCCGCGGCCACCACGGUGGCGUUCUCGCGGGUGGACAAAACGGCCGGCCUGCUGAUGCUGCCCUACUUGGCUUGGCUGGCGUACGCGAGCUCGCUGAGCUACUACAUAUGGCGGAACAAUCCGAAGCAGCCGAGCAUCGAGGACGCUAAGGCGCAGUGAUUAUGCAGAAAUGUACGCGCAUGCUGCUGAUAAGUGUUUAUAGACUAAAAGUCAAACACUUUUAAAAUCAUCUUCUGUAUCGGGAACAAACUGCUUUCGACUGAUUUUUUAUCACUUUAAGUACACGCAUAUUAUUUUAUAAACAGCCAGCAACAAAAAAUAGAAAACUUAUGUACUUUUUACUCAGUUGCUACGUGGCUUUAUUUAUGAAAAAAAAAA
Molecule: messenger RNA, 959 nt
Organism: Zerene cesonia (dogface butterfly)
Lineage: Eukaryota; Metazoa; Arthropoda; Insecta; Lepidoptera; Pieridae
Product: translocator protein-like
Exons: 5
Coding region: 219-740 (173 amino acids)
Cellular component (GO): mitochondrial outer membrane
Source: RefSeq, a predicted model, not a curated record